Molecule: messenger RNA, 948 nt
Organism: Lolium rigidum
Lineage: Eukaryota; Viridiplantae; Streptophyta; Magnoliopsida; Poales; Poaceae
Product: transcription factor MYB86-like
Exons: 3
Coding region: 34-948 (304 amino acids)
Biological process (GO): regulation of stomatal movement
Source: RefSeq, a predicted model, not a curated record
UUUCAAUAUAGACUAGCUCGCGGCGUACCGGCCAUGGCGAAGCAGUCAUGCUGCCACAAGAAGAGGCUGAGGAGAGGGCUCUGGUCCCCGGAGGAAGACGAUAAGCUCAUGAACCACAUUGCUAAGUACGGCCAUGGCUGCUGGAGCUCGGUCCCUAAGCUUGCAGGACUUGAGAGGUGUGGCAAGAGCUGCAGGCUGAGGUGGAUAAACUACCUGAGGCCGGACCUCAAACGGGGCACAUUCUCACAAGAGGAGGAGGACCUCAUCAUACACCUCCAUUCCAUGCUAGGAAACAAGUGGUCGCAGAUUGCGGCACAGCUGCCUGGCCGGACAGACAACGAGGUCAAGAACUUCUGGAACUCGUACAUCAAGAAGAAGCUCAGGGAGCGCGGCAUAGACCCGGCCACCCACAAGCCGCUCGCCGAGGCCACCACCACCGCGUGCCGCGCGGUCUUCAGCGACGCUGAGCUCAUCCCGACGACGGCCACGACGACGCCGGUCCAGGACCCGGUGGAGCAAAUUCUGGACGGCCUGAAGAUGCCAAUGGACUGGUCGGUCGCCCCCGUCCAAAGCAACGAGGUGCCAGAGUACUACCAGGUACCGAGCCUCCAGUCCUUCGACAUGGGCGCACUGCAGCAGCACUGCGGCGCCUUCCCGUCAGCGUCAAGCUCCAGCACGGUGACCGGCCUGAGCCCCGCGGGAGCCGACGCGGGUGCCAACCUGCCGUGGCUCGAGCUCGGGCCGACAGACGCCGGCUCCGGCCACAUCGUCGACCACUACGCGGGCGCGCUGGACGAGCUCAGGUGGUCGGACUACUUCGACGGCGCCUUCCACGCCGCCGCCCCGACGUGCCAGGGCGCCCUCCAGGGCCCGUGCGUCUACGACGGCGUCAAAGUCGACGACGACGCGGCGCAGUUCGACGUCCACGGGCUAAGCAACUGGUGCUAG